CUACACCUUCCUUUACAACAUUCUUUCCUGGCUCUUCUCCGGAUCACUCCAAAGCCAUCACAUUCAAUUCAACCAUGCGCCCUGCAUUCUCACUCCUCAACGGCCUUCGUGCCGCCCAAUCCUCUCUCCCUCGUACCAUCUCUCACUCGACUUCACGAUCUCUCUCACAAUUGACAUACCGCUCGACACGUCCCUCCCUCGCCUCGUUCUCUUCUCCCCUGGACAUUCAGAACCGAGCACGUCUCCCUACGUCUAUCCGCCAAAACUCAAACUCCGCCCCCACCAACAAACCCCUCACGGACCAGGAGUCCAGCGCGGCCCGCGACGCCGAGAACGAAGAACAGAACCGCAAGCGCCGCGAAGAGGAGCCUGCCUACCAACUCGUCUUUACCUGCAAGCCGUGCGGCGAGCGGUCGGCGCAUCGUGUCUCCAAGCACGGAUAUCACCGCGGCACGGUUCUGAUUCGGUGCCCGAAGUGCCACAACCGACAUGUCAUGAGCGACCAUUUGAAUAUUUUCUUUGAUAAGAAGACCACGAUAGAAGAUCUUUUGGCCGAGAAGGGCGCAAAGGUCACGAAGGGAUAUGUGGAUGGGGAUAUGGAGUUCUGGGACGAUGGUGUGGCGCAUAAGAGAUCCGGUUCUGGGGAGUCAUCUGCGUGAAUGAUUCAAAAUGGUUGACUUCUGUUGGUGUUAUGUCGAAGUUGGCGCUUUUUUGUUCGCAAGGUACAGAAAAGUGGUUGGCGUUUGAUUGAUGUUUUUUGUCCUAGAUACCUUGGCGAUAUUAUACACUACACACUCUGCUCCGUUAUGUACUAUAAACUACUAUCUUGAAGAAAAGAAGAGAGGGAGAGGAAACAAGAAGUGAACAUAAGAU
This is a messenger RNA of Aspergillus melleus, 873 nucleotides long. RefSeq names its product DNL-type zinc finger protein. The coding region runs from base 75 to 659 and encodes 194 amino acids. The record is from RefSeq and is a predicted model, not a curated record. Gene Ontology annotation, biological process: protein folding; protein import into mitochondrial matrix; protein stabilization. Lineage: Eukaryota; Fungi; Ascomycota; Eurotiomycetes; Eurotiales; Aspergillaceae. The transcript has a single exon. Gene Ontology annotation, molecular function: protein-folding chaperone binding; zinc ion binding. Gene Ontology annotation, cellular component: mitochondrion.